Trichophyton benhamiae CBS 112371 is the source of this 1686-nucleotide messenger RNA. RefSeq lists its product as uncharacterized. Lineage: Eukaryota; Fungi; Ascomycota; Eurotiomycetes; Onygenales; Arthrodermataceae. The record is from RefSeq and is a predicted model, not a curated record. Gene Ontology annotation, biological process: cellular response to glucose starvation; regulation of mitotic metaphase/anaphase transition. Bases 1 to 1686 code for a protein of 561 amino acids. The transcript has 5 exons. Gene Ontology annotation, molecular function: protein serine/threonine phosphatase inhibitor activity.
AUGAGUGGCAAGAACACACAGCCAGCGGCGGGAGAAGCAGGUCAAGAAGCUGUCAUUUCGCCUCGGUUAAGCUCUGAUUCACGGUCGUCGUCUUCUCGGAGCUCGUCGCUGCGGCGAGAGCCCGCAAAACUGUCCCACCGCCAGAGUCUUGGUGACUCUCUCAGAGGCGUCCCGUCUUCGCCUCGAGCCCGUCGGCAACCUUCGUUCACUCAAGCUGCUGUCCAGAGCCUGAUAGAUAACCCCCCCUCGCAUGCAGCUGCCGAUCCAGCUUUCUCUGGUCGAGAUUGGACGCAGAUUUCAAUUGGCGAAUUGGUGCAGCCCGUUGAUCUAAAGUUUGUGGACGCAGACACUUCGAUUGAAGAUGCUACGAAUCUUCUCAUCGAGUCCAGUGCGCACUCACUGCUUAUCCGAGAAUCUCCAGGCUCCUCUACUGCAGCCGGUACAUUCGGCUAUGCUGACCUUAAUGCAUACCUCCUCCUCGUUGUGGGAUUGAUACAGCCAAGUCAUGAAGAACAGGCGGCGUCUCUACGCGAGCUCGCGAGGAGAGCAAGGGAAGGGGAGAAAAUCCCGCUCAAGGACGUCAAGGGACUUGGAAUGCAAGAACCCCUCACCACUAUGCCGCAGUCUACCAAUCUAAUGACUGCUGUUGAAACGUUUGGAGGAGGCGUGCAUCGCAUCAUUGUGGUGAAGGAAGGUACUACAGAGGUAAUUGGGGUGUUUACUCAAUGGAAAUUGGUCAAGUUCCUUUGGGAGAACGGGCGUAGUUUCCCGGUUAUUGAGCAAUUAUACCCGCAACAUCUGAGAGAGCUGAGGCUAGGCUCGCACUGUGUGGUAUCAAUCAACGGAGAUCGGCCACUGUGUCAUGCAUUGGAACUGAUGAACAACGAAGGAGUUUCAUCCCUUGCGGUGGUUGACAAUCAAUGGAAUGUUGUUGGCAACAUAUCUGUUGUCGACGUCAAGCUUUUGACAAAAUCUACAUCGCUCCCCUUGCUUCACAAUACCUGCAUUCAUUUCAUCUCAGUUAUCUUAUCUACUCGUGGUAUAACAGAAGGACAGGACUCCUUCCCAGUCUUCCACAUUAACCCGCAGUCCACUCUUGCCCAUACAGUUGCCAAACUCGUUGCCACCCGUUCUCACAGAAUGUGGGUUACUGAUCCUCACUCACCGGCCUCAUCUACACCAUCUACACCGUCACACUCCUCUACCAACAUUCCUUUAGGAUCAGCCCCAAACCAUACCAGCAGCAUUGCCGGGCCUGCCGUGGGCAGUACUGGGGCUUCUCUGCCUUCUCCCCCACCGACCAAUGUUGCCUCAGGCAACAAUGGCAAUAACCAUCCACAGAACGGGAAUGGACAUGCACGUCCUACCCAUAACCCCAUUUCACCUUUCCAGUACCCUCAAACAGCAUCUUCAGCACAUUACCCUUCCUUCGGCACCUCUCCUCCAUCCUUUACAGCAUCCAUAUCUACUUCGAUCCCUGCCUCGGCACUCCCAGGAGCUAGCUUAUCCGGUCGUCUUGUUGGGGUUGUCAGUUUGACUGAUAUCCUCAACCUUUAUGCCAGGGCCAGCGGACUAUACCCUACAGAUCCUAAUGCUAACCGCACUCGGAGGCGACGCAGCAGCAGCUCCAGUCUCAAUUUCAGGAAAAGCGGAGAACUGGCAAGGGAGCUGUGGAAUCGUCCAUAG